Dentiscutata erythropus is the source of this 792-nucleotide messenger RNA. The record is from the annotation of a GenBank genome assembly. NCBI's taxonomy places the organism in Eukaryota, Fungi, Glomeromycota, Glomeromycetes, Diversisporales, Gigasporaceae.
AUGGAGUGUGAAGAUACUCCUAGAACACGAAAAUCUGUCAUAUACCCUUGUAAAAAAUAUAAAGGAAAGAAGGAAGUAGAUCCAAGAACUAAAAAUAAUUAUUUAGAAAAAUAUAGAAUUUAUCAACCCACUACAUCAACGUCAGAUCUUGCAUCGUCGAUGUCCCAAACUCUAUUAGGAUUGUUGGAACAAUUACCUGAUAAUAACACAAUAGAAGAUGUCAAAAUAGAUCUUUUUGAUAUUCCACCUAAAUCUUCUUUUCUUGUAAAGAAGAAAAAUGAUAAAGCAAAAAGUCAUUUAACGUCUAAAAUUCGCAAAGUGAAGGAAAUUUUCAGCAAAGAUAUUGAGGAAAUAGAACUAUUUGGUAUUUCAGAUAAUGAGGAAGGCAAAGAUCAAAAUAUUUUUGAAAGCAAUAAUAUAUAUCUUUUAAUUUCCAUUGAUAAUCAAUUUGAAUUUUUUCUACCAUCAAUUAAUUUGGCACGAAAGUCAUUAGGAAUAUGUCUUCACAUUAAAAAAUAUGCAGCCCGUACAUUAUGCCACAAACUAUAUAAUCCAGAAGAUGUUACUACCAAAACUCCAGAACAAAUUUCAACAUACAUAGAAUGUGAACAUAUUGAAUAUCCCUCACAUUCUAUGUCAAAAAUGAGAAAAAAUUGUGGAAAUUUAUUGGCCAAAAAGAUUCCAAUUAAAGAAAGAUUAAUAUAUCGGGCAAAAAUGGGGUUUCCAACUAUAAGGAUAAAGGAUCAAUUAAAAUUGAUGUAUAAUCAUAAAGGGUUUGAAAAAUCAUUAUGA